Molecule: messenger RNA, 946 nt
Organism: Solanum dulcamara
Lineage: Eukaryota; Viridiplantae; Streptophyta; Magnoliopsida; Solanales; Solanaceae
Exons: 3
Coding region: 112-606 (164 amino acids)
Biological process (GO): positive regulation of cell population proliferation
Cellular component (GO): nucleus
Source: RefSeq, a predicted model, not a curated record
CAUUUUAGUUUUUUUUUCUGAAAAAGUCCCCAAUAAAUAUUUUUGUACCAGAACUUUCUCAUAGUCACCGGCGCCGGCGCAAUUCCUCCGGCAUCCGAGACCUAAAGAGAGAUGAACAACAAAGACGACGAAAAGCAUAAAGAAGAAGAAGGAGAAGAAUCGCCAUCUCACUCUCAGCAAACAGUUUCUGAUGAUGAUGAGAUAGAUUACUCCGUCAAGCCAGAAUUUUAUGAUCCAGAACUUGAUGACAAAGAUGAAGUCUGGGUCCAAAAGAAAAGGGGUGGUCGUACUUCUGAUGCCAUCCUUAAUUGUCCAGCUUGUUUUACCACCCUUUGUCUAGAUUGUCAAAGGCACGAAAAGAAUGUUACGCAGUACCGAGCAAUUUUUGUAGUCAAUUGCAAGAUCAAGAGUGAACAAGUGGUGGCACAGCUUGGAAGCAAACGAAAGAGGGGUAAGAAAGGACGUGGAUCUUCUGAGGCUGAAGCAGGUUCUGAUAUGGGCGAGACAUAUAAACAUGUAUGCUGUUCAGUUUGUUCAACGGUGGUUGGAGUCAUCGACGAAGAAGAGGUGUAUCAUUUCUUUAACGUUAUUCCUAGUGAGUCUUGACAUGUUCCUCCUGGAAAUGGCCUUAAGCUCUCAGGAUAUAGUUUGUUAAACAUACGUUUUCGGCUGCACAUUGCUGUUAACUUAUGGGGUCAAAGAACACUUCUCAUUUAUCUGGGAGGGUGUUUUUAAUAGUAUGUUGGGCUGCCAAAAAAUUGCAGUUUGUGCUAAAGCAAAAGCUUCCUUCCUUAAUGGAGGAUGGUCUACUUCAUGUAUGUAUGGCAAAAUGAUGGAGAAUAAGUUGAAAGUUGACACCAGACUGUUUGAUUACUUAUGAUUUAUGAUCACUUUUUCCUUGAUCAAUAGUAAAGUUUCUAAUAGAGUUAGUUAUAUAUUUGAUACA